GCCCCCUCCUCCCCCUCCUCCGCCAUCUCCCCCUCCUCCCCAUCCUCCUCCACGGCCAGAGAGGGGGUCAGCGGAGAGAGGACACCGUCAGACCGUACAGAAGGUAAUGCUGCUCGUCUCCAGAGGCGAACACGUGUCUCUGAGUCUCACUGGUCAGUGUGUGACAGCACAGCCCUAUCAGUGGUUUCUGACCCCCAGACUGACAGCCAGGAGGUUUUAACCCAGUCACACAGUAUAGUGGAGAGGGAAGAGUCUCUCAGUCACCCCCAGACUGACAGCCAGGAGGUUUUAACCCAGUCACACAGUAUAGUGGAGAGGGAAGAGUCUCUCAGUCACCCCCAGACUGACAGCCAGGAGGUUUUAACCCAGUCACACAGUAUAGUGGAGAGGGAAGAGUCUCUCAGUCACCCCCAGACUGACAGCCAGGAGGUUUUAACCCAGUCACACAGUAUAGUGGAGAGGGAAGAGUCUCUCAGUCAGGAAGACAGUGAGGAGACAGACAGAGUCCCGGAAGAGACAGGAACAGUGGUGGAGGAGAGGAGGGAUAGUGGUUCAGAAACCAGGACAGAGACAGAGGAGAGGGAUAGUGGUUCAGAAACCAGGACAGAGACAGAGGAGAGGGAUAGUGGUUCAGAAACCAGGACAGCGACAGAGGAGAGGGAUAGUGGUUCAGAAACCAGGACAGAGACAGAGGAGAGGGAUAGUGGUUCAGAAACCAGGACAGAGACAGAGGAGAGGGAUAGUGGUUCAGAAACCAGGACAGAGACAGAGGAGAGGGAUAGUGGUUCAGAAACCAGGACAGAGACAGAGGAGAGGGAUAGUGGUUCAGAAACCAGGACAGAGACAGAGGAGAGGGAUAGUGGUUCAGAAACCAGGACAGAGACAGAGGAGAGGGAUAGUGGUUCAGAAACCAGGACAGAGACAGAGGAGAGGGAUAGUGGUUCAGAAACCAGGAUAGAGACAGAGGAGAGGGAUAGUGGUUCAGAAACCAGGACAGAGAUAGAGGAGAGGGCCAGCCAUGUUGGCACCUUACAGGUGGUUGGCAUCAGUGAGACAGACUCUCACCAUGAUGCCCCUGAGGCCUCCACAGGCCAAUCAAACACUCCCCAAGGAGAGGACCAGGCAGUGAACACUCUGACCGAGACUCUCAUACACUUAGUCCCCACUCCCACUCCCACUGACCACCAACCACACUACGCACCAGCAGAGAACAUAGACACACCUUCCACUGAAUCAGAGGAGCAGAGAUCGGAGGACGAGGAGGAGGAGGAGGAGGAGGAGGAAGAGGAGGAGAACCACUCAGCUACUGAGCCCCAAGAGAAAGAAGAGACAGGCCCCAUUCAGCCAGAAGAACCUGUGUUAAAAUCCUGUUCCAUGGACAAGCCAUCCACUGAAACCAACCACAGAGACCCAGAACUACAGCGGACCCCAGCAGUGAUGUUUCACGACCCUCCUCCUCCCUCUCUCCAACUACACCAGUCCCCAGCCCAGCUAACCCAGUCCCCAGCCCAGUUAACCCAGUCCUCAGCCCAGUUAACCCAGUCCCCAGCCCAGCUAACCCAGUCCCCAGCCCAGUUAACCCAGUCCCCAGCCCAGCUAGCCCAGUCCCCAGCCCAGUUAACCAGGUCCUACUCCCAGUCCAGCCAGUGUUCCCAGUCCCCAGCCCAGCUAACCCAGUCCCCAGCCCAGUUAACCAGGUCCUACUCCCGGUCCAGCCAGUGCUCCCAGACACUGACAGAGGCCCACAACAUUAAUGCUGCUGUCCUCAGUUCUGGGGUGCUCUGUCUGCCUGGAACAAGAGAUAAGGGAGGUCGGGCCCUGGUGACCGUGACAACUAGGAACACCGUCUGGUUGAACCCCAGCUGUGACUGUGGAGAACUGGUCAGAAUCCUGGUCUACUACUGCACAGUGCUCAGGAAGGAGGUGCGUUCCCUAGGGUUGACAGUCCUGGUGGACUCACGGAGGUGUUCCCCUGUCCCCGCUCUGUUUAAAGCCUUCAACAUACUACAGGAUGCUAUGCCCGGCUGUAUCUACACUGUCCUGUUACUGGCUGACAGAGACCUGGUUCUACGCCGGGAGAAACCCUCAGCCGUACAGGUGGAGUUGUUGACCUCUCUGAAGUCUCUCCAUAAGCAUGUGGAGGUGUCUCAGCUGCCUACUGAGUUUGACGGAACCUUCCCCUUUUCACACAGCUCCUGGAUCUGCUUCAGAAUGAGAGUGGAACAGCUAACCAGUCACUGUGAGGACGCUGUCAACCUUCUACAGAGUACCAUCGCUGAUCUGGAGUCUGCUGUCCUGCCGACUACCGCUGAGGAGGCCCAGGUGUUACUUGCCAGGUACAGGGGUGUGAUGUGUAGCGUCCUGGAGGACAGCCGAUUGGCUAGAUUCCAGCUGGAGGGAGGAGCCAACCUGUCCCGCCUCCGUAAAGAGGAAACCAGUGUCAGCCUCAGCGACGACUACAGAGAUGCCGUAGAGGUUGUGGCUGGUCUGUAUGAUCAUGUGGAUGAGCUGGUUCACAAGCUGGUGAUGCUGUCCAACCAACGCACUCAGGAACUGGACUUUAUCAUGGAGUUCAAGAGGCUGGAGCUGGGAUUCAAGGAGGUGAGUGACUGGAUUGAGGAGGUAGGAGAGAGGCGUCUGAGAACACUCGGAGAGCUGGAGGAUUCUCUGGAGCAGCUGCACAGCAAACAGACCCUCUUCAGAGACUUCUACACUGCUGCUUACGAACACUGUAAGGGAGGUGAGGCGCUGCUGAAACGUCUAGAACGCUGGGAAGACUUGUCGUCAGCCGAGUUGCAGUUGUACGAGGUCAAAGUUCGAUCCUUCUGGGUCCACCUGCACGACUUCUCCCAGAGGGUAGAAAACACCAAGACCAACAUCGACAAGACCGUACGUCUCUAUGAGUUCUUCGACAAGGCGUAUGAGUGGGCGUUGGAAGGGAUGCGUCACCUGGCCAGCAUCAGCAUGGAGGACUGCACGGUGCCCGACAAGAGCCAGGGGGUGAUCAGCUGUCUGGAGGGGUACCGCCGGCAGCACCCCCCGAUCCCCGACCUCCGCUUCCAGGAGAUGAAGGAGCUGGCCGGGGAGAUGAAGAGCGAGCAGGGCCUCAAACAGUGGAAGUUCGCCUGGUCCAAGUGCCAGGAGACCAAGCAGGUGUUUGAGAAGAAGCUGGAGGCCGCUCUGAGGACGAGGCGAGCCCUGCCCACGGGAGAGUCGCCCGGGUCGGGUACAACAACGGGUACAGGGAAGGACGGCGGGGCAGGGGAUGCCACCCCCAGACGUUUCUCUGACGUUAACAGUGGCGUGGGACAGAAGAGGAGCAGCAGUGUGUCAUACGCCUGUAGAAAGGCCUUUAGUGGCGUGUGGGGGGUCAGAGAGAGGCUCUCCUCCAGCUCUGCCUCAGCUCAGUCGGUCUGCAGCCUCAGACAGGAGACAGCAGGAGCCAAGACACCCCUAACCUCCUCUCCCUACAGUCUGGUGCACAGGCUCCCCCUCACCCCCAAGACACCCCCAACACACCCCCAAGACACCCCCCUCACCCCCCAAGACACCCCCUACACCCCCCUCUCCACCCAGCGCCUCACCCGUAGCACUUCCUCCGAGGAGUCGUCCCACGGGGCCCGUAUUGAAGCGCAGGGCCGCAGCUCCUCUUGCUCCUUCUCCCCCUCCCUGACCCCCCUGGAGCCAAGCUCCGUCCCGAACCCUGCUCGCCGACCGCCGCUCCGAAAGACCCAGAGCUUCGACUGCCAGGCCCCCGUCCCUGCCGUCCCUGACUCCUUCCGCUACGGGACCUGUCAGCGUACGCUGAGCGAGCCGGUGCGGCGUGGGAACACUGGGGUGUUUAUUAAAGGCCUGGAGGUCAGUAGUAGGGAGGUGGCUGAGCGACCCUACUCCCCCAGAAUGACGCCUCCUGGCUGGGCAGCAGGAGAGGCACGAAGGACCCCCCCCACCAGCACUACCAGUAGUCCUGUAGCAGAGACCCGCGCCAAGGGCAGUAAGCUGCGUCACAUCGUGGAUGAAAUGGUGACCACGGAGAGGGAGUACGUGCGUUCCCUCUGUUACAUCAUCGAGCACUACUUCCCCGAGAUGGAGAGAGGAGACCUCCCACAGGACCUCAGGGGAAAACGGAGCGUCAUCUUUGGGAACCUGGAGAAACUUAUGGACUUCCACAGCCAAUACUUCCUCAAGGAGUUGGAGAGCUGCUGCAACCACCCUCUGAGGGUGGCACACUGCUUCCUACGACACCAAGACGCGUUUGGCCUGUACGCUCUGUACAGUAAGAACAAGCCAAGGUCUGAUACGCUGUUGGCCAGCCACGGAAACAGCUUCUUCAGGAACAAGCAGCUGGAGCUGGGAGAUAAGAUGGACCUGGCCUCCUACCUGUUAAAGCCCAUCCAGAGAAUGUCUAAGUACGCCCUGCUCCUCAAAGACCUGAUCAAGGAGGUGAGCGAGGCGCAGGAGACAGAGCUGGGCUACCUCCAAGCCGCUGCAGAGAUGGUCAAGUUCCAGCUGCGUCACGGCAACGACCUGCUCGCCAUGGACGCCAUCCGAGACUGUGACGUGAACCUGAAGGAGCAGGGUCAGCUGGUCAGACAGGAUGAGUUCUGGAUCUGGUACGGCAGGAAGAAGUGUCAGCGCCAUGUCUUCCUGUUUGAAGACCUGGUGCUGUUCAGUAAACCCAAACGCAUCGAAGGAGGACUGGACGUUUACAUCUACAAACACUCCUUUAAGACGGCAGACGUGGGGAUGACAGAGACAUCUGGGGACAACAGUCUUCGUUUCGAGGUGUGGUUCAGACGCAGGACCAGUAAGAACCAGACGUACGUUCUGCAGGCCUCCAACACAGACAUCAAACACGCCUGGACCACCAACAUCGCACGUAUCCUCUGGCAGCAGGCUACACGGAAUAAAGAGAUCCGUAAUCAGGAGAUGGUUUCCAUGGGAGUGGGUAACAAGCCGUUCCUGGACAUUAAACCCAGUGAUGCUGCGAUCAACGACAGGGCUAUAGACUACAUCAUGAAGGGACGAGGUGCCAGAACUCGAGCCUCCAUCGCUGUGUCCCUGUUCGACCACUCCAACCCCUUCAAGCGUACAGCGUCGGGUAACGGGGGGUCUGGCAGCGGGGCCCCUGCUGCAUCUGGCUCCUGCACUCUCCUGGGGCCCCUCAACCUGCACAUGUACAGCAGCCACAGCCAGGCCCUGCUGCCUGGGGGAGAGAGGCCCUUCAUCAGCCCGUGUAUGGAGGAGGACGAGAUGGAGCACGAGACCAGCAGCCAGCCAUCCAUGACUACAGAGAGCUCAGGUUCAUCGUCCCACUGUCUGUCCGGCAGCGGCUCCAGUGGUUCAGACAGUGGCUGUGUGUCCAGCCACCUCCCUGAGGAUCCCUCGUUCCCCUGCCGACCCCCGUCCGACGCUGUAACGUCCCCCAGCCUCCCCAAAGACAAGCCGCGUUACAACAGCCAGUACAUAUCAGCUGUCUGAUAUCCAGGAAGACACUAUUUCCACGCCAAGGAAGACAGACGAGACAAAUAUGUAUUUAUUUUCUCGCGUUGCCAGCAGCAACUCUCAUCUCACAUGGACACUGAAAAGACCUGGGACUGUUUUAUAAAAAGAAAAAGCCACUUUUGAGCAUAGCUUUUAUAUUGUUUAAAAAAAAGAAGAAAGUUAAUUUAAAUAUAGUUAUAUUUUUCUUUUCUCCAAAAGUACUGGUGUGUGCAGUAGGUUUUUUUCUGUAGUAUAUUGGUUAUUUUGUAAAUAAUUAUUUUAAUAGUUUCCUGUGAAUUUAUGAACGGUUGGUUUCUUCCUCUUGUCUUGUUGACCACUUUUACUACAGACUGCAACUUCUGAUUCACCUGUUGAUUGAUGAUAAACCCUGGGAUGAAAGGCUAGUUCUGAAUCACCUGUUGAUUGAUGAUAUACCCUGGGAUGAAAGGAUAGUUCUGAAUCACCUGUUGAUUGAUGUUAUACCCUGGGAUGAAAGGCUAGUUCUGAUUCACCUGUUAUACCCUGGGAUGAAAGGCUAGUUCUGAUUCACCUGUUAUACCCUGGGAUGAAAGGCGAGUUCUGAUUCACCUGGUGAUUGAUGUUAUACCCUGGGAUGAAAGGAUAGUUCUGAAUCACCUGUUGAUUGAUGUUAUACCCUGGGAUGAAAGGCUAGUUCUGAUUCACCUGUUGAUUGAUGUUAUACCCUGGGAUGAAAGGCUAGUUCUGAUUCACCUGUUGAUUGAUGAUAUACCCUGGGAUGAAAGGCUAGUUCUAAUUCACCUGUUGAUUGAUGAUAUACCCUGGGAUGAAAGGCUAGUUCUGAUUCACCUGUUGAUAUACCCUGGGAUGAAAGGCUAGUUCUGAUUCACCUGGUGAUUGAUGUUAUACCCUGGGAUGAAAGGCUAGUUCUGAUUCACCUGUUGAUUGAUGUUAUACCCUGGGUGAAAGGCUAGUUCUGAAUCAGGCAGGAUACUAUUCAAAGGCAACAUGUUUAUUUUUUCAAAAGGCAGCAUUCUGGUACGACUCUUUCACAGUGUCUUCACAUAAUAUCUGUUCUGUGGUCAGAUUCCUCCAUCUUGUUUUACUGUGGUGGUGUUGUUGUUGUUGUUGUCACUUCCUUAGUACCUCCUGUAGCUGGUCAGGUCUGACUAAGGGUGUAUCCCAAAUAGCAACCUAUUCAUUAUGUAGGUGAUUACUGUUGACCAGAGACCUAUGGCCAAAAGCUCUGGUCAAAACUAGUGCACUAUAUAGGGAAUAAGGUGGUAUUUGUGAUGCGCACCCUGACUCCAGGUCAGUUUCCUGACAGGUCAGAGCCAGUGGGUCUGUGGAUCUGUCCUCUCAGCUGUGUGACUCGGGGCUGUUGUGCUGUAGAACGGGACGAGGACAACGAUACACACUGAGAGGCUACUUUCACCUACAGAGUUUCAAAUGCUUUAAUGUUUUAAAAAAGAUGGCAUAAAGGAAAAACACCUAAAAUGUACAUUGUCUGUCUGUAAAUAUUUUCACCAGUGGUGCUCUUUGGUUGUAGUAUUGUGUAGGAGGAAGCUGAGGAAGACUGUGGUAACGUUGUACAUAUAGGUAUUAACCAGCAGGGAAGCAGCGGGGAAUCACCCUUCUCAAACAUACAACAUGACUUUCCACUAGUCGAAGCUGGAGCACGAACGUCUCAUCACCUGUCAUCUCUCUUCAUCCUAACAAGUUGAAACGUUUUAAUAAAGAUGGAUUGCUUUGUAUCCAGAA
Messenger RNA from Salmo salar (Atlantic salmon), 7224 nucleotides. RefSeq names its product puratrophin-1. The record is from RefSeq and is a predicted model, not a curated record. Lineage: Eukaryota; Metazoa; Chordata; Actinopteri; Salmoniformes; Salmonidae.